Messenger RNA from Ceutorhynchus assimilis (cabbage seed weevil), 1403 nucleotides. The record is from the annotation of a GenBank genome assembly. Lineage: Eukaryota; Metazoa; Arthropoda; Insecta; Coleoptera; Curculionidae.
GCGUAGAUAAGAGCAACGACGCGCGUCCCUAUCAGCUUCUAUAAAAGCUCGGAGCGCGAAUGGCAACCAGUUUCACUCUUCGGGAUACUUUGCUGAUCAGCAACAGGUCCCAAAAGCUAUCGCUUAAGAACUCAACAGUUGAAUAUAUUCUACUGUUUGCGAACAGUUUCGCAAAAGUUUUCUUAUUUUGGUAAAGUUAUCAGUUUUGUCCGCGGUCGCGCCACGAUUUUUUAGAUCUUGUUAAAUUUGAAGCAAACAAAGCUACGCCUAAAAAAUGUGGUGGACAUCUUUAAUCAAAUGGGUAGUUUUCGGAAUGGCGCUGGCAAUGUUAGGGGGUAAUUUUUGCAAAGCGGCACCUUCUCCAAGAAACGACGACAUGUACAGGGAAUUGAUGAAACUGGAUCAGCUUUAUUCUUCCAUUGCCAGACCAAGUUUGCGAAGUAUACCGAUAUCAUCAGAGGUGGGACAAAAAGUACAAAGGGCGCUCAAUAUGUUAAGGCUACAAGAAUUGGAUAACCUUUACUCACCCCGAUCGAGGCCUAGGUUCGGCAAACGUGGAGAAAGACACCAAGUGCCAGCUCUCAACAAAAUUUCCCCGGAAGAAUACGAUAAUAAUCAGAUUCAGUUUCGAACUGAUGAAGAUGGAAACGAUCACGAUUGGUUGCCCUUAAGAAGAUGAGGUAGUUUACCAAGCCACUACUAAAAUUCUGCUAUUUCCAUUUAAAUCUUAUUCCAGUAUUUCAGUAGACAAUCAUGCUUUAGUUUGAUGGUUUCAUAUUUUAGAUUAAUCAAUAGCAUUAUUGGGAAUUCAUCAUAAAUAUAAUUAACAUAGAUUUUUUGGGAAUUGGGAUAAAUUUGUCCAUGAUUUUCCUCCUAAUACUGCUAUUGAUAAUUGAUUUUUUUUCUUAGGUACAUAGUUAUGUUUUAUUACUAAUAAAAGAACAUGCAUCUGUCAUAUUUUUCUCUUAACUUUAUCAGGCUCUUAUUGGACAAAUUCAUCUGGUUUAUGUUAGUAAUUGAAUGUUUGGGAACCUAGAGAAUAUUUUGCAAAAUAAAAAUCUUAUAAUGUAGGUUAGUAGAAACAUGUUAAAAGACAUUCCUCUAUUUUUGUUCAACUCAAACAGGCAAUUAGUGAAUCCUAUUUUGCAAAAUACCUACUCUUUAAGUUUGUUUAAUUUUGUAUCAUCACCUUUAUAAAAAAUGAUUUGUCACGAAGAAAAAAUUGUCAAGAAUAUAGCUUAUAAUAUUCAUAGUGAAAUUAUGAUUACUUAUCUUAUAGAAUUACUGUUAAAAAAUAUUAGAAAUGCUCUACUUCUACAUACUGGCAUACUGGGUGUUACAACUGAUGUAUUAUACAUAAAAUAUAACUCCAAAAUAUAUCUAUUAAGAAACGCAUAUUUGUG